AUGCCAUCCCCAGCCGAAGCAAACGGCCAGCCAGGCGCAUCGGAACAUCUGCAGUGCGAUAGUCACAUCGCUUCAGUAUCCACUGCGCUGCAAUCUACAAAUGACCUCGAGACGCAGACCAACAAUGAUAUUCCGGCUUUGACAUCUGAAGAUGAAGUGCGAGGCGAGGACGUUCAUUCUGGCGGCACUACUGCCGAGGUCUCUCCGGAGGAUACCAUCGAAGAAAGCCCAGGAGUAGCAUUUCAGGGAUCUGGAGCUGCUGCAAGCGAUGCGAAUCACAGAGAUGUCGAGGGCGCAACAGUUGACACAGCAUCAUGCUCCAUGCCAAAGCUGGACAGUGCUUCCGCCGACAAAUCAUCCCAAGAGAAUCUCUCACCAAAACGAGCCGACCAUGACAAUCAUGUUUCCAUGUCCAAAAAUCUUGGUCUCCCAGCUCGUCUCUCCCUUGCGUUGUCGUCUUCGAGAUAUUCAGGCUCGCCGUAUUCCGUCAACGAAUGUCAACUUCCGGCCCCAGGAUUACGCAUACAAGGGAUGUCCGCUCCAAUUUCCUUUCCCCUUACACCAUCACAAGCGGAGGAGAUCUCAGGUUUGGCGAUACCUUGCUCCCAAAAUAUUGGGGCGAAGUCGGCAAACAGUUCCCAGGCAGCGGAUUCUUUUCAACUGGAGCCGGAAAAGCUUACCUUUGAAAACCCAGAAUGGAUUGUCGAGUUGAAAGGGUUUUUUGAUCAGAUAUGCAACGAUCUCGGAGUGCUUCGGAAGGAUGUACAGUUCGACCUCAGUACAUUGCUGCUGCACAGGCCUGGUGGUCAAUUCAAGCUAGAGGCCGGCCCGAAAACUAGUGAAGACGUUUUUGCAGUUUGUUCAUUGCAACUGCCAUCACAGUUCAAAGGAGGGAAACUCAGAUUCUCUCACAAUGACCGCGAGGAAGCUUUCACCAUGGGUUCAAGCGAUGGUAGCAAUUCCUUCAAGUGUUACUAUAGCGCAUUCUACGUCGAUGUAGACCAUAAAGUCUUUCCGAUUGAGGAGGGAAAUCGUAUGACACUUGUCUACAAUCUUUCAUGGGUCGGAGCUGGGACUGUGCCCUCGGCAAAAGCGGAAGCGCUUGCAGAGGUCAGACAAGCUCUUAGAGAACACACAGAGGACAGUCCUGCAGGAGACUGGUAUAUCUCUUUUAUGUUGGAGCACGAGUAUGGUGCGGCACUGCUCGCAGAACAGGGGACCAGGGCACUUCAAGGGAAAGACUUGCAAAAGGUCGGGGCUUUAGCAGAGGCUGCCGAAUCUUUGGGAAUUGGAGAGUUGGACUUUGUCAUCUGCCACUUACGGAAAGCCAUUGGUGGCCGUAUGUAUAGGCCCUCGCUUGAAUGUAUAAGUCCAGUAGGAGUUUGGAUGUCCACACAUCGCCUCAUACCAUCCGAAAAUGAGGGUGUUACAGACACAACAUUUUCAGGAUCUCUAGAUUGGGUCAACUGGGAAUUCGUGAGCUUUUCAGAUCCGAUACAAAAGCGUCUAAGUUUGCCCUUUAAUUUGAAGUCCACAUCUCGUGCCAUGGCAGUUGUGGUGUGGGCUUCCUCUAUGAGGACUGAAGCCUUAUUUAGAGGACGUUCCUACGAUGUAUCAGCCUUCCUUGAGUCCGGUGGGCCAGAAGAAGCAAGCCUGGGCCGUGUGGAGCGUAUACUGAAAUGCCUCCGACGAGGAUAUGAGUGGGAAGAGGCUUGGUCACGAACGAAAGCAGUGUUGGCGUUCUGCUAUGCACGAGGCUUUCAUGAACAGGCUUCACAAGCAAUCAGAUUCGCAACGCAGCUCAAGUCCCUCAAAGGUAUGGAAACAGUUCUGUUUCGGUACAUUUCGAGAUAUGGGUGGAACGCAGUCGGCGAAGCAGUUACAUAUCAUAUAUGCCAUUCCAGUGAAGAUAUAGGCGUUCACAAGAUACAGCCUUUGUGGACCGCAUUUCAGCUGCUGCCUUGGAUGCCUGUUGAAUCAGCUUUAGAUGCGUUAGCAUCCUACUUGAACAUUAUCGAGCUUCAUCAACAAACUUAUUCUGAGACAUGUCCAGAGGAAUGUGCCUCUGAUAGUUGUGAUUUGAGUCGAUCUGACAGCCAGAAGGUAUGGGCUACAUUGCUGAGUAUUGUAGCUCAUCUGGAGAAGGAAUGCAAUGAUCGUGGUGGGGCAACUAAGGCUGCUCUUGAAAGCAUUGUCACCCGUAUUACAUCUCUUUUCAACGAAAUGAAAGAUGUGAGCACAGAAGCGAUGAGCCGGGUACUAUCCCAACGAGUAGUUACGGCCCCUUCCAAAAUACUCGACCAAUUUCAUUCAGUCAUUCAGAGGAGAAAUAUCGCGCUUCGGAGGGCUCGUUUUGAGUCGGACUCACGGCAUGUUAUUUCGAACAGAACAGCAGGUAGCUACUAUGAUCAGGGAGGAGUUCGGCUCCGAGACAUUCGUGAAUUAGUGUGCGAUUACCGCACGCAACAACAGAUAACUGAGGGCUGGUCGCAUUUCUUAUGCUUAUGUGCUGAGGCUUUGUCUGGAGAUGACGUGCCUCCGUCGCUCAAUGAAGUCUUCGACGAUUUACUAAAUAGUCUUGAGUCUCUGUCCAGAAAGGAAAUUGACGGGCUAACGACUGCAGCUGCCAACUUAGGAACCAAUGAAGCAGAGGAGCGCAUAUUUUCUGUUGUGGAAAAGAAGGCCUUGCUCGCUCGAGAAAAAGUUUACGAAAGAGAGACGGAAGGUUCUGAGACAUCUGAAGCGUCAACAGCACAGAGCGAUCCCGGAUGA
Chondrus crispus (carragheen) is the source of this 2772-nucleotide messenger RNA. RefSeq lists its product as hypothetical. The transcript has a single exon. The coding region runs from base 1 to 2772 and encodes 923 amino acids. The record is from RefSeq and is a predicted model, not a curated record. NCBI's taxonomy places the organism in Eukaryota, Rhodophyta, Florideophyceae, Gigartinales, Gigartinaceae.